AUGGUACCUGUAUGGUCACGAGAAAAUAUACGUGCAUUGCAAAAUUUACUAAAAGAUCCAGAAGAACAAGAAGAAGGAAGUGACCAUGAUGAUACUGUGUCUCCAUUGUCGAAAAUAAAGCCAAGUGAUAUUGGUCCAAAACGUCGAUCUGAUGUGAAGAAAGAGAAGUCUAACCAAAAGCCAAAGAAUCCUGAUGAUAUAUGGGAUGCUGAUGAAAUACCUGAAGGUACACAAUAUGAAGAUAUAUAUGAUCCACGACCUCAACCAAAAUAUGAGAUACUGUACAGACAAUCAGUAUCAGCUGAAGAUGUAUUCUUGCAGCUUGGAAAUAAAAAUCCAACAACAGCUUGUUGUGAAUAUAUGGUGAUUAAAGUGAAACUUCCUGAUACGCGAUUAUCUGAUAUUAAUUUAGACGUAAAAGAAACUUUUCUUGACCUCAGAGCACCAAAAUAUAAACUUGGAUUAUAUUUGCCAAAUCCUGUGGAAUCAGAUUCCAGUAAAGCCUCAUGGAAUGAAGACAAAGAAAUAUUAGAAAUAACAUUAAGAAAUAA
Molecule: messenger RNA, 551 nt
Organism: Heterobilharzia americana
Lineage: Eukaryota; Metazoa; Platyhelminthes; Trematoda; Strigeidida; Schistosomatidae
Source: the annotation of a GenBank genome assembly